Messenger RNA from Gorilla gorilla gorilla (western lowland gorilla), 4114 nucleotides. It is a transcript of the gene ADAM2, whose product is annotated as ADAM metallopeptidase domain 2. Lineage: Eukaryota; Metazoa; Chordata; Mammalia; Primates; Hominidae. Gene Ontology annotation, cellular component: plasma membrane. The transcript is spliced from 20 exons. Gene Ontology annotation, biological process: binding of sperm to zona pellucida; proteolysis; male gonad development. Gene Ontology annotation, molecular function: metalloendopeptidase activity. The record is from RefSeq and is a predicted model, not a curated record. Bases 53 to 1801 code for a protein of 582 amino acids.
CUCUGUAACCACCAACUGCUAUUAUUCCGGCUGGGACCCAGGACUUCAAGCCAUGUGGCGCGUCUUGUUUCUGCUCAGCAGGCUCGGCGGGCUGCGGAUGGACAGUAAUUUUGAUAGUUUACCUGUGCAAAUUACAGUUCCGGAGAAAAUACGGUCAAUAAUAAAGGAAGGAAUUGAAUCGCAGGCAUCCUACAAAAUUGUAAUUGAAGGGAAACCAUAUACUGUGAAUUUAAUGCAAAAAAACUUUUUACCCCAUAAUUUUAGAGUUUACAUUUAUAGUGGCACAGGAAUUAUGAAACCACUUGACCAAGAUUUUCAGAAUUUCUGCCACUACCAAGGGUAUAUUGAAGGUUAUCCAAAAUCUGUGGUGAUGGUUAGCACAUGUACUGGACUCAGAUUGGGCGUACUACAGUUUGAAAAUGUUAGUUAUGGAAUAGAACCCCUGGAGUCUUCAGUUGGCUUUGAACAUGUAAUUUACCAAGUAAAACAUAAGAAAGCAGAUGUUUCCUUGUAUAAUGAGAAGGAUAUUGAGUCAAGAGAUCUGUCCUUUAAAUUACAAAGCGUAGAGCUGUAUCGUUCCAUCCUGUCAAAUCUAGGAAGUCUGGCAGCCCUCCUUCAUUGUGUCCUGUCUCUAUCCCUUUCAGUUAAAACAGGCAAAAACUGCAGAUGUGAGUGUGAAGGUGCUGUUUGUUACAUGAAUCCACAUGUUGUUCAUUUCAGUGGUGUGAAGAUCUUUCGUAACUGCAGCAUCGAAGACUUUGCACAUUUUAUUUCAAAGCAGAAGUCCCAGUGUCUUCACAAUCAGCCUCGCUUAGAUCCUUUUUUCAAACAGCAAGCAGUGUGUGGUAAUGCAAAGCUGGAAGCAGGAGAGGAGUGUGACUGUGGGACUGAACAGGAUUGUGUCCUUAUUGGAGAAACAUGCUGUGAUAUUGCCACAUGUAGAUUUAAAGCCGGUUCAAACUGUGCUGAAGGACCAUGCUGCGAAAACUGUCUAUUUAUGUCAAAAGAAAGAAUGUGUAGGCCUUCCUUUGAAGAAUGCGACCUCCCUGAAUAUUGCAAUGGAUCAUCUGCAUCAUGCCCAGAAAACCACUAUGUUCAGACUGGGCAUCCGUGUGGACUGAAUCAAUGGAUCUGUAUAGAUGGAGUUUGUAUGAGUGGGGAUAAACAAUGUACAGACACAUUUGGCAAAGAAGUAGAGUUUGGUCCUUCAGAAUGUUAUUCUCACCUUAAUUCAAAGACUGAUGUAUCUGGAAACUGUGGUAUAAGUGAUUCAGGAUACACACAGUGUGAAGCUGAUGGACAUCUCUGUGUUGCUGUGGAAUUUGCCAGUGAUCAUUCAGACAGCCAAAAGAUGUGGAUAAAAGAUGGAACUUCUUGUGGUUCAAAUAAGGUUUGCAGGAAUCAAAGAUGUGUGAGUUCUUCAUACUUGGGUUAUGAUUGUACUACUGACAAAUGCAGUAAUAGAGGUGUAUGCAAUAACAAAAAGCACUGUCACUGUAGUGCUUCAUAUUUACCUCCAGAUUGCUCAGUUCAAUCAGAUCUAUGGCCUGGUGGGAGUAUUGACAGUGGCAAUUUUCCACCUGUAGCUAUACCAGCCAGACUCCCUGAAAGGCGCUACAUUGAGAACAUUUACCAUUCCAAACCAAUGAGAUGGCCAUUUUUCUUAUUCAUUCCUUUCUUUAUUAUUUUCUGUGUACUGAUUGCUAUAAUGGUGAAAGUUCAUUUCCAAAGGAAAAAAUGGAGAACUGAGGACUAUUCAAGCGAUGAGCAACCUGAAAGUGAGAGUGAACCUAAAGGGUAGUCUGGACAACAGAGAUGCCAUGAUAUCACUUCUUCUAGAGUAAUUAUCUGUGAUGGAUGGACACAAAAAAAUGGAAAGAAAAGAAUGUACAUUACCUGGUUUCCUGGGAUUCAAACCUGAAUAUUGUGAUUUUAAUUUGACAAGAAAAUAUGAUAUAUAUGUAUAAUUUCACAGAUAAUUUACUUAUUUAAAAAUGCAUGAUAAUGAGUUUUACAUUACAAAUUUCUGUUUUUUUAAAGUUGUCUCACACUAUUUCUGUUGGUUAGUAGACACUAAUUCUGUCAAUAGGGGCAUGGUAUAAGGAAAUAUCAUAAUAUAAUGAGGUGGUACUAUGAUUAAAAGCCACUGUUAUAUUUCAAAUUGCAAUGGUAUGUGUUAUGUUAUAGUGUGAUGGUCUGAAAUCAAUCACAGACAAUGAUCCUAAAAUUUGGAAAAAUUUUUCACCAUAUGCUGCUGAAAAAAGAUACAUUUUCAAGUAUAUAAACAUUCAAAGUAAAGGAUGAUAUUAUUUCAGUCCUACACAUGCUGAUUCGUUUCACGAGGUCAGCAAAAAUUAGUAACAAAACAUGACAAGGAUUAUUCAGCCUGAAAAAAGAAGGAAAUCUUGUUAUAUGCAGUAACAUGGGUGAAAUUUAAGGGCGUUAUGCUAAGUGUAAUAAGCUAAUCACAAAAAGGCAAAUAUUGCAUGAUUCCAUUUAUAUGAGGUAUCUAAAAUAGUCAAACUAUUUGACUCAAUUAUCUGAUUUAUAAGCAUAUACACACACAAGACACACAGAUUUUAAGAUACUAGAAAUAGAUUUGAAGUUUUUUAAUCUGAUGAAAGGGAUCAACAAAACAUAUAUAUAAUGAAAAUAAUUAAUAUUGAAUUUUCUAGUCUUUCCUCCUAAUAUUGUGAAGAAGUUAAGAAAAUUCACUAUUAACAUUUUUAUAUAUCUUUGUGGAAAUAUUAGUCAGUAAAUAUGGCUACAAAAAAGUAAAAAAUAAACUUUAAAUAGGAAUCUUUAUACAAAGAAAAUCUUAUUAUAAUAUAAACACAGAAAAUCCAAGAUAAUCUAUAGAUAAAAUAUUUUAACUACCAAGUGAAUCUGAAAAAUCCAUUGGGUGUAAAUUUAAUACACAAGUAUCCCAUUUACAUAUAAAAUAAAAAUGUAAACACUAGAAUAUUUAAAAGAAUAUUAUUUACAUUAGCACUAAACAUAUUAAAUCCUUGGAAAUUACCAUUCUAGGAAAACUAUGACACCUAUACAUACAAAAUGACAAAUUACUAUUAAAAGAAAUUAAAGAUAGUGUUAGGCCAUUCUUGCAUUGCUAUAAAGAAAAACCUGAGGCUGGAUUUUUUUUUUUUUUUUGAGAUGGAAUUUCACCCUUGUUGCCUAGGCUGGAGUGCAAUGGCAUGAUCUUGGCUCACUGCAGCCUCUGCCUCCCAGGUUCAAGCGAUUCUCCUGCCUCAGCCUCCUGAUUAGCUGGGAUUACAGGCGCACACCACUACGCCCGAAUAAUUUGUGUAUGUUUAAUAGAGAUGGGGUUUCGCCGUGUUGGCCAGGCUGGUCUUGAACUCCUGACCUCAGGUGAUCCGCCCGCCUUGGCCUCCCAAAGUGCUGGGAUUACAGGCGUGAGCCACCAUGCCCGGCUGAGGCUGGGUAAUUUGUAAGUAAAUCACACUACCUAACUUCAAAAUGUGCAAACACCAUGGUACUGGCAUAAAAGCAGACAUGUAGACCAGUGGAACAGAAUAGAGAGCCAAGAAAUAAAUCUGUGCAUUUACAGCCAACUGAUUUUCGACAAAGGCACCAAGAAUACAUAUGAGGAAAAGUUUCUUCAACAAAUGAUGUUGACAAAACUGGUUACCUAUAUGCAGAAGAAUGAAAUUAGAUCCUAUAUAUCUUAGAUAUAUAGGAUCUAAUAUAUAUAUAAAUUAUCUCAAAAUGAAUCAAAGACUUAAAUAUAAGACCUGAAACUGUAAAAGUAUAGGGGAAGAAAAACAUAGGGGAAAAGCUCCAGGACAUUUAGUCUGGGUAAAGACUUUUUGGAAUAUGACCUCAAAGUACAGACAACAAAUGCAAAAAUAGACAAAUAGAAUUGCACCAUAAUAAAAAGCUUCUGUACAGCAAAUGAGACUCAACAGAGUGAGGUGACAGCUUAAAGAAAAAGAGAAAAGAUUGGCAAACUAUACAUCUGAUAAUAAGUUAAUAUUCAAAAUAUUAACAAACUCAAACACCAAGAAGACAAAUAGCCUGAUUAAACAAUGGACACUAUAAAGGAAUAGACUUUCUCAAAAGAAUACAUACAAAUGGCCAACAGGUAAAUUAAAAA